Molecule: messenger RNA, 240 nt
Organism: Onychomys torridus (southern grasshopper mouse)
Lineage: Eukaryota; Metazoa; Chordata; Mammalia; Rodentia; Cricetidae
Product: transmembrane protein 258-like
Exons: 1
Coding region: 1-240 (79 amino acids)
Biological process (GO): protein N-linked glycosylation
Cellular component (GO): membrane-bounded organelle
Source: RefSeq, a predicted model, not a curated record
AUGGAGCUCGAGGCUAUGAGUAGGUUCACCAGCCUGGUCAACCUGGCUGUCUUCCCACAUCUGACUGUGGUACUUCUGGCCAUUGGCAUGUUCUUCACCGCCUGGUUCUUUGUCUACGAGGUCACCUCCACCAAGCAGACACAUACUAUUUACAAAGAGCUCCUCUUCUCCUUGGUAGCCUCACUCUUCAUGGGUUUUGGAGUCCACUUCCUCCUGCUCUGGAUUGGCAUCUACGUAUGA